Chenopodium quinoa (quinoa) is the source of this 2490-nucleotide messenger RNA. Its product is annotated as cyclic dof factor 2-like. Gene Ontology annotation, biological process: regulation of DNA-templated transcription. Gene Ontology annotation, molecular function: DNA-binding transcription factor activity; DNA binding. The record is from RefSeq and is a predicted model, not a curated record. NCBI's taxonomy places the organism in Eukaryota, Viridiplantae, Streptophyta, Magnoliopsida, Caryophyllales, Amaranthaceae. The transcript has 3 exons. The coding region runs from base 1 to 1590 and encodes 529 amino acids.
AUGGCGGAAACAAAAGACCCUGCAAUCAAGUUGUUUGGUAAGACUAUUCCAUUGCAGGAGAUUCCCUUGAAAUCCCCAAAAAAGUGGUCACGAAAAACUGAAGUUCACCCUCAUGACGUUGAUAACGACGACGACGAAGGAGAUGAUGAUGAAAUUGAUACAAAGGAUAUGGACGAAAAUAGUAUUCCAAGUGACAGAGAAAUUGACAAGCAUUCUGAUAUACUGAACAUAGCUGGUUCUAAUGUUUUUUUUUUUUUUUUUUUUUUUUUUUUUCUUAAUUUUAUUUUUUCAUUACAUUAUCAGAUUGACCAAGACGGAAAGACAUUUCAAACAGAACAAGUUAGAGUCUCACCUGAAGUUUCAAAUAAGAGUACUUGUCAAGCUGUGUCAUUAAGAUGCACUAAUAAUCUUGAGGCUUUAUCAGGUGCUAAAGAAAAGGCAUCAGGUGAAUCAUUUGCUCCUGAAGAAGAAAAGGCAGAGAUGAGUUCGUCCCAAAAUACGACUCCAAAGAAACCUGAUAAGAUACUCCCAUGCCCCCGGUGCAAUAGUAUGGACACAAAGUUCUGUUACUAUAAUAAUUACAACGUCAACCAGCCUCGUCACUUCUGUAAAAACUGUCAAAGAUAUUGGACAGCUGGUGGUACAAUGAGGAAUGUGCCUGUUGGUGCUGGGCGUCGCAGAAACAAGAACUCAGUCUCUCAUUAUUGUCAAGUCACCAUUCCAGAAGCACUCCAUAAUACUCAGCCUGAUAUUCCUAAUGCGUUCCACCCUGCACUACCAACUAAUGGCACCGUCCUCAGCUUCAGCUCAGAUGUACCCCUUUGUGAGUCGAUGGCAUCAAUCUUAAACCUUGCAGAAAAGACAGAAAAUAAUUGUUCGCGUAAUGGAUUUCAAAAGCCAGAGGAGUUAAAAAUACCCAAUCGUUUCGGAGGCUUGGAACAUGGAGGUAACGACUUUGAUGGAUCAAAUUCAAAUGAUUAUGCUAGCAAAUCGGCUUUAAAUGAGUCAGCAGCUCCUUAUAGCCUUCCCUUCCCUCAAAUCCCAUGCUACCUCGGAGCACCUUGGCCUUAUCCUUGGAACUCAACUCAAUGGAGCUCACCUAUAGCAGCUCCACCUUUCUGCCCAAACGGCUUUGCUAUUCCUUUUUAUCAUGCACCUCCGUAUUGGGGAUACAAUGUACCAGGAACAUGGAAUAUUCCUUUGAUGGCCCAAUUAUCUCAUGUAAGUCAUUCAAACUCGAGCUCUGGCCCAAACUCUCCUUUAGGAAAACAUUCAAGAGAUGGGACUAUGCUAAGUCCAACCAAUUCUGAGGAGAAAGAGAUGGAAGGGACCGGUUCCGAGAGAUCUAUUUGGAUCCCAAAAACCUUGAGGAUUGAUGAUCCAGGAGAACUAGCAAAAAGCUCAAUAUGGACAACCCUUGGGAAGAAAAAUAGUGAGAAACCAGUAACUAUAGGUCGAGGUACUGGUCUUUUCAAGGCAUUCCAAUCAAAGCGCGAUGGGAAUGAUCCUCACAUGGAAACCUCUGCAGUACUGCAAGCAAAUCCAGCAGCCUUAUCUAGGACACAAAAUUUUCAAGAAAACUCAAGAUGACCCAAUAUGCAUUUGUUCAUUUCUCUCCGUUUCAAUGGAAAUUGAGGGCUUUCUGUAACAACAUUCAACUUUCAGCCUAAAUCUAAUCGUCGAAAAUUUACUUGACAGCCUUACAAGUGCAAUUUCAGAACAGACUUAAAGACAAGUAAGCCUCUUAAUUCUUUUUCCGAACUGGCUCUUUAUAUAUAACAAGCUAAGCACUGAACCAUUCCGCAAGCUGAGACUGAAGAGAUUUGAUUCAUUCUUCUCCUUUGAUAUAUUCUCCUCAUGGCUGUCAGUAAUAGCAUAUGCUGGUGCUGCUAUAGAUUCGCUUUCGAUUUUUCUCGAGAUUUCAUUAAAUGUAUAUAUAUACAGUUGCAUAAGUGAGUGAAGUAGAUGUUUUUGGCAUGAUACCAGGUUGUACAUAAAUAAGUAGCUGGAAUGAAUGUUAGAAUGGAGUUUGUUGUAGUGUGACAAAAAUCAUCUUGCACCAAAAACUUUAGUCAAUCAUGGUUUUUGUUUAGUCGAACUCUGUGAUUACGAGGAAGGUUUUGCCUUGUUAAAGAACAAAUUCUUUAUAAAAUUAGUUUUUUUUUUUUUUUUUUUUUUUUUUUUUUUGAGGGCUUAUAAGAUUCACCUCAUGGUACUCCACGCCCAAUAAAACGGGGUAAAAACUCAAUAAACAAAAUGAAAGAGUGUAAAAGCAGAACCUUAAAUUUAACAAAAUAACAAUUUAACAUAAACAAGUAACACACUAACAUGAAACUAACUCAUUUAUAAAAUUCAUUUCAUGAAAUUAAAAUUUUUCUCUCCGUUUUCACUCUUCUUUGUUUUCUCUCUAUUUCAAACUCUGUACUGCUACAACUCCAUUAAAAUUCUUCAAUGGCUUUGAGGAUAGCUGAUGGCAUUCACCACCUUUUG